Sclerotinia borealis F-4128 is the source of this 762-nucleotide messenger RNA. The record is from the annotation of a GenBank genome assembly. Lineage: Eukaryota; Fungi; Ascomycota; Leotiomycetes; Helotiales; Sclerotiniaceae.
AUGAAAAUACGUUGCGAGGAUAGUGUGUUCGAUGUUCAUCGUGCGGUGGUGUGUAUGCGAUCACCAGUGAUUGCUCGAGCUAUGGAUGAUGAUCGCUGGGAAGAAGCUGCAAAGGGAGAAUAUCACAUGAGAGAAGAUGAGCUGCCAAUUGUGGAGGCGAUGAUUUAUUAUUUGUAUCAUGGGACCUAUGAUGAUCAAAAGGCUUCGGAGCCCGAAAUUCCUGAUGAUGCUUCGCAGCUUGGGAUUGAACAUGAAAUUGCUGAAUUGCCGCCCAAUUCACCUUCACCUUCACCUCCACCUUCACCAGAACCAGAUAUCGACGAAUGGGGCGAAGUGAUUCAACGCCCAGAGACACCACCAGGUGAUAGCAUUCACGACGACAAUCCAAUCUCCGCUCCAUCAACGUUACUCUUCAACGCCAAGGUCUACAUCAUCGCCGAUAAAUACAUGAUCCCGGGUCUCAAACCUUUAGCAAAUCAGAAGUUUGUCAGAAGUGCAGAAAAGAAUUGGAAUACUCCCGAGUUUCCUGCUGCUGUAGAGUUGCUUUGGGAAAAUAUUCCUGAGUCUGAUUUGCUGCUUAGAGAUUCGGUGAUAGCGGCUACUGCGCCGCAUCUUGACCCAUUACUCGAUAGGGGAGAAUUCGUGGAAUUUAUGACCACGCAUGGUGAUUUUGCAGUCGGGGUCAUGAAGAGAAGAAGAGACAAUUUGCUUAUAGCUACAUCGAAAUCUGACCAGGACAAUUUCGGUUGGGGUCGUGGAUAA